AUGGAUAUGUACACUAUUGGGAGAACUUUUUCAAGCUCCGACAUCACCUCAAAGAGGAAAUUUACGACACGUGCUUUCGUUGAUGAUCGAGGCGCGUCCGUUGAGCACCUCUCCACCUCGAUUUCUAUGAGCGGAAGCAAGCGCGCUCACGACGAGAACCUACCAGCUACUCCACAGAACCGUUCCUUUACAUUUGUCGAUGGCUUCGCACCCAAAAAACCGCGUCUUUCUGCCAAGAACGCCCGCCAGUUUACCUCUCAAGAAAUACAGAACAUUCAACGAGAUCGCGAAGCCCAACGGCUAACGCAAGCGAGGGAGAAGGAAGAGUUGGUGGCUAGGAAGAAGGAGGAGCUUGAUGUUGAGCAGCUGAGAGUGGUUUGGCAGAGUAUCCGAGAUAUGGCCAUCGAUUGGGCCCUGAGUACUACCGCUGAACGUAUCGAAUCCGAGUGGAAGGUCCUCGUUAGGGAGUUCCAACCUGGCCAGGGUGCUCCGAUUACGGACAUUCUCGCGAGGUUCUCACUGCAGCGGGUUCUUGCACAAACACAGGUUCUUGCCCCGACACUAUACGACCUUUUACAGCGGGUCAGUGGAUCACACGAGUCCACUUCAGUACAUAAGGACCGCAACCUGAUAGUGGCAACUACAAUUUGCAUGCUCGUCAAGUCACGCAAUGACCACGCGUCCGAGUUCCAAACGACGACGUGCAUGUAUUUUCUCGCAUGCGGCGCGUCACGGUCACUUUUCGACGUUCUCAACCACGCCGGUCUCACCCUUUCCUAUACGCAGGCUGUUGCUAAACUCAAGCAGCUCGGGGCAGAGCGUCUUGAGGAAAUGCACACCGUUUCACAUACCCAGGCUGUGAUGAUUAUCUGGGAUAAUCUGAACAUCGCCUUCAAUGUGACGGAACAACGUCAUGAUUCGAAGGCACAUUUUGACAACGGGACGACAGCCACCCUCAUCCCCCUUUUCGGGGUCGAGUUCCCCACAUAG
This is a messenger RNA of Laccaria bicolor S238N-H82, 990 nucleotides long. RefSeq lists its product as uncharacterized. Lineage: Eukaryota; Fungi; Basidiomycota; Agaricomycetes; Agaricales; Hydnangiaceae. The record is from RefSeq and is a predicted model, not a curated record. The transcript has 4 exons. Bases 1 to 990 code for a protein of 329 amino acids.